AUGUCUGGCUAUUUGCAUUCAAGACUCCUCUUUUACACUGGCGGAAGACAUCUGUCCCGUUUCUUUGCAGCCAGCCAGCAUGUUUUACCUGUUGCACAGUUUAGAACCUGCCUGUUCCCUUCUCAAGCCCGGAGCUUCUCCUCCCGUAGUGGUCGAUCAGAUGGAAGCUCAGGACAGGAAGGAGAGAACACACUGUGUGCUCCAAGACAUGACAUGGACUUCCAGCUGAGCCGGCUGCAGAUCAAUGCUGUUCUGUGUGCUAACGAGCAGUCUGUUCGUAUUCCAGAAUUUGAUGGCCGUGGUGGUCCCAGUCCGGUGCUGAGGUUUGAGAGUAACCAGCUUUCAGCCAACACUCCGCUAGAGGACCGACGCAGCAGCGCCAACUGCCUGCAGACUCGUGGCAUGCUUUUCGGCGUGUUUGAUGGACACGGCGGACAUGCGUGCGCUCAAGCGGUCAGCGAGCGCCUGCCUUAUUACAUUGCUGUGGCGAUGAUGGCAGAGUCUGUCCUGGAGGAUCUAGAGGCCGCCAUGGAGACCGUACGACCCGUGCCGCCCAUCCUGCAGUGGUAUAAGCACCAUAAUGACUACAACUACAGGGAGUCAGCAGCCCUCUACGUCGAACAUUUGCGUGUUUACUGGCAGGAGCUUCUGGCAAGUGAAGAACACGGUGACGGCAUGCACCCUGAUGAUGCUCUCGGCUAUGCAUUCCAACGACUCGACACGGAUCUUUCCCUUGAGGCGCAGGUGCCGCUCGCAAAUGACCUGAUGCGGAACACAGCCAUCCAGGCCGCCUUUGCUGGCUGCACAGCUUGUGUGGCUCACGUUGGACCAGGGGGUGUGCAUGUUGCAAAUGCAGGAGACUGUCGGGCAGUGUUGGGUGUCCAGGAGGAAGAUGGGAGCUGGAGUGCUCUUCCACUCACACAAGACCACAACGCUGCCAAUGUAACCGAGCUGGAGCGGAUAUGUAGGCAGCACCCGGCCAGUGAACGGCAAACCGUGAUCGUAGAUGACAGGCUGCUCGGGGUCCUGAUGCCGUUGCGUGCUUUCGGUGACGUGCGCUUUAAGUGGAGUCGUGAGCUACAGCAGAGUGUUCUAGAGAAUGGAGACUCAGAUUUAGAAGCGUUGAAUCUUUAUCAGUAUGCUCCACCUAAUUAUCUCACCCCACCUUACUUGGAGGCCACACCAGAUGUCACCUACCACCAGUUGCGGCCACAGGACCGAUUUUUGAUUUUGGCCUCUGAUGGUCUCUGGGACGAGAUGAGCAAUGAUGAGGCAGUCAGGCUUGUGGCGGAACAUCUGACAGGUAUUCAUCUGCAGGCUCCGGUUUCAGCCAGCCAGCUCAACUUGGGACAAAUGCAGCAGCUGCUGUUGCGGCGACGGGCCAGGGCAACACCUGCUUUGGAUUUGAAUGGAGCCACACACUUGAUUCGCCAUGCGCUGGGCACAAAUGAGUAUGGUGAGGUGGACCAGGAGAGAUUGGCAACCAUGCUGGCUCUACCUAGCGAUUUAGCACGCAUGUACCGUGAUGACAUCACUGUCACCGUGAUUUACUUUAACCCGAACUUCAACAAAACUAAAAACUAAUAAAGAACAACAUUUUAAAGUUUCAUACAUAUACAAUUAGAUUUGAAGAAUUGUUUUCAGCAGAGAUUUUUUUUUUAAUGCUUUUUUAGGCAGUUUUUUUUUUGUGUGUCUUUUAUAUUGUUUCAUCCAGUGCACUGCAUACACCUCAAAAUGCCUGCAGGUGACUUUAAUUUGAGUUCGCAACAGAUUCUUGCAUUUUGUUUUGGAAAAUGUGAAUACAAACAAUGGGUAGAAUUCACUGGUUCAUUUUAAAUGACACAAGGUUACAAAUGUGAAGGUACAUUAGGUCAAGUCUUAAUCUGUCUAUGUAGGCUAUGUUUUAUAUUACAUUAGGCUGUUUAUUUUUAUAUUUAAUGUCUACAAAUCGUUAUAGUUAUACUGAGUAUAUCUGUUCAUAGAAGUGGUCAUUUAAGUGUAAUUUUCACAACAGUAGAAUUAGAAUAAUGACAAAAAUGCUUUA
Rhinichthys klamathensis goyatoka is the source of this 2044-nucleotide messenger RNA. RefSeq names its product putative pyruvate dehydrogenase phosphatase isoenzyme 2 (gene pdp2). Gene Ontology annotation, molecular function: protein serine/threonine phosphatase activity; cation binding. Lineage: Eukaryota; Metazoa; Chordata; Actinopteri; Cypriniformes; Leuciscidae. The record is from RefSeq and is a predicted model, not a curated record. Gene Ontology annotation, biological process: protein dephosphorylation. Bases 1 to 1584 code for a protein of 527 amino acids. The transcript has a single exon.